GUGCCUUGGGAAGCCAGUGGCCUGGACAAGGGCUCUGAGAGGUGCUGGCUGUUGCCUCUACUCCUCCCCCUUGCCCAGGGCACUACCCAUCUGGCACCAACCCCACUGACCACCACACCUGGCCAUGCCUGGGGAGGCCCGAGAAGGUAAGGUCUUUCCCUCCCAGAUGCCAUCCUGCCCAUCAUGGUGAGCCCAGGCACUGGGACCAUUCCACCCAGCCACUUCACUGAGGUCAGUUUGCACCCCGUUGAGUCCAUCAGUGACCUACACAAUGGAGGGUCCCUGCACCCCUACCUGACCGAUGACCCAGCUUCACAGCAGUGGGAAGAGCUGAUGGGCAUACUGCCUCCAUCACUUUGCGUCCAGGCUGGCUGCAACCCGGCCCAUGGGCGCGGGGCCUUCUUGUUACUGCUGGCACUGCUCAUCCUUACCUGCCUUGCCCUGGCCAUCCUGGCUGUCUACCUGAGCGUGCUACAGAGCGAGUCCCUGCGGGUGCUGGCCCACACACUCCGGGUCCAGGAGGAGACGCUGCUGAAGCUCCGGCUGGCCAGCCUCAACCAGUGGCGACGGCUCAAUGCCAGCGAAGCUCGAGGACUCAGCUGAGGACAGACCUCACCUCCGCACUCUCCCCUACGACAAGGACUCCGGCCAGGGACCCUCUGCCUGUGCUCAAGAAGACAAGGGCAGGCCACCCCUCCCUACCUCCCUCCUUCACUCUGGCCCCAACGCAAGCUCCCCACUUAUGUUUCUUUCCACAUGACAUUUUUAUAUCAAUAAAGGGCACACAGUGCAAAGCCCGUCCUCACAUGCCUACAACCAGACCCCAUAGCCCAGGGCCAUCAAACCAACCCAGGCAGGACAGUAAUGCCCGUGUCAGACAGAAAUAACAUUUCUCUAGGAGCCUCAAGUCGCCUCACAACACCCAGUGACACAAACUAUGCACAUGACCGUCCUUUUUCAAAUGGGGAAACUGGGGCACGGAAUGGCUUGUCCUUUAUUUCUCACUGAGUUGUGUCAUCAUGGUCUCCCGACUCCCAAGUCCAAGGCUUCUGCCACCACACCAGGCAAUCAAGCCCCUGCCCCUGUCUAGAGGAGGAAAAGAAGCUGGGGGUCAGGGGUCACUGGCCCUGGGUCAAAGUUCCCAUCUGAGAGCCAGUGAUAGGGAUAGCAUGUUUCUGAAGUCAAUGAAGCAUCUUAAAAGGGAUACUGGAGUAAGCCCUCCCUGCCCCCACUUGCAGCCUUCCUGGUCCCUCCCCUUCUCCUGUCAACACCUCCUGGCUGGCCCAGGCCACCACUCCCACAGUCUGCAUCCCACAGAUAGCAGGAGCUCAAGUCUCUGUCUGAGGCCAUCCCAAAAUAGCUGCUCUGCCCACCCCUCCAUGGACCAACCAAGUGUUCCAAGCUUCCCCCACAGAGGCUUGGCCUCAGAGGGAGACUAUCCCGGGGAGAGGAGGAGACAUCCAGCCCCUCCACCAGCUCCACUCCCCCAAGUUGCUGAGGGCUCCUGGACAGGACCUCUCAUGUCAGGUCAGCCUGUUCUGCUAGAGCAGGCGGCCUGGGAACUGACAUGGGUAGAGACCAAGAAAGCACCCUGAGGAAGGAAGGAAGGAAAGCCUCAUAUGUUCACUAGGGUAGGGGAACCCCAUAAAAAUAUAGGAAAGGUUUCUGGAGGGGAAAGUACCCCUACCCCCACCCCCAAGCCAAAGCCUGGCCUGGCCUAGCCUGUUCCACGUCAUUCUGAGAAGGUCACCCUGAAAGCAUUCCUCUGCUGUGCAGCCAGGGGCUCUGUGUUAGAGAAAGCAACAAUCUGCUCUGUGACCUUCUCCUUUUCACUAGAAGUCAGGAAUGGAGGCUGAGGAGCCUGGCCCAUGGUCACCUCCCAAGAUCAUCCCCCUGCAUGGGGGCAGAAGCAAAGAACCACCUCUGGCUCUUUCCUCCUCCCCAGGUGGUGCCAGAGGGUUAGCUGGAGGUAUGUGCACAACUGAGGCAGCAGACUGAAGCCAAGGCAUGGUCUCAUUUAAUUCUCUAAUAUUAAUCUUUUUAUAAAAUCAACACAUACAAAUAUUCCAGAAAGCCCCCUUCCCUGCUUCCCUCCCCACUCCAGCAUAGCUAAAGUGUGGGAGGGUGGAGACUAUAUGGAGUAUGUGUCAAGAACUGGAGGAGGAGCCGCUCCAGGUUAUGGACCCCCUGCACCCACAUCCUCCAGCUUAUUCUAGGAAGAGGGAGUAGUUGGGUCACUGCAGCGGUGAAGAGCAGCUGGCAGAGAGGGAGAGAGGAUUCCCCAGCCAUUCACUCCUCAGCCUGGCGGUUUUCAGAAUUCUCUCCUUCCUUGGCAUCAUUGUGACAUCUAUACCUCACCCCCUGAGGACAGUCAGGCACAGAAGGUAAUUAAUCUUUCCAUGGCCCAAAUCAAACCCUGGCCCAGCAGGAGAGAUGGGCAUCGGGGAGGCAGGAGGCAAAGGUACUGAAGGAAAGGGGAGCUGAGGGCAGGGGGUUGAGGGGAGACCAGGGCAGCCCUCCCACCCUGACACUUUUAUUUGGUUUUGUCAUUAAAAAAAUAAAGCAAAGGCCCCCAGAGAGCCAGGCCACA
Molecule: messenger RNA, 2590 nt
Organism: Trichosurus vulpecula (common brushtail)
Lineage: Eukaryota; Metazoa; Chordata; Mammalia; Diprotodontia; Phalangeridae
Gene: LSMEM2
Product: leucine rich single-pass membrane protein 2
Exons: 4
Coding region: 184-603 (139 amino acids)
Source: RefSeq, a predicted model, not a curated record